This is a messenger RNA of Mesitornis unicolor (brown roatelo), 2044 nucleotides long. RefSeq names its product TEA domain family member 1 (SV40 transcriptional enhancer factor) (gene TEAD1). The transcript is spliced from 14 exons. NCBI's taxonomy places the organism in Eukaryota, Metazoa, Chordata, Aves, Mesitornithiformes, Mesitornithidae. The coding region runs from base 82 to 1383 and encodes 433 amino acids. Gene Ontology annotation, biological process: hippo signaling; regulation of transcription by RNA polymerase II; embryonic organ development. Gene Ontology annotation, molecular function: DNA-binding transcription factor activity, RNA polymerase II-specific; RNA polymerase II cis-regulatory region sequence-specific DNA binding. The record is from RefSeq and is a predicted model, not a curated record. Gene Ontology annotation, cellular component: transcription regulator complex.
UUAGGCUUGGAGACCCCAGCCGUCACCAUUGAGCCCAGCAGCUGGAGCGGCAGCGAGAGUCCUGCCGAAGAUAUUGAAAGAAUGAGCGAUUCUGCAGAUAAACCUAUUGACAACGAUGCAGAAGGUGUCUGGAGCCCUGACAUUGAGCAGAGCUUUCAGGAGGCUCUAGCUAUCUAUCCACCAUGUGGGAGGAGGAAAAUCAUCUUAUCAGAUGAAGGCAAAAUGUAUGGUAGGAAUGAAUUGAUAGCCAGAUACAUCAAACUUAGAACAGGGAAGACACGGACCAGGAAGCAGGUGUCUAGUCACAUACAGGUCUUAGCAAGAAAGAAAGUUCGAGAAAUUCAAGCCGCCAUUAAGGUGUCUAGUCACAUUCAGGUUCUUGCCAGAAGGAAAUCUCGUGAUUUUCAUUCCAAGCUGAAGGUAACAAGCAUGGAUCAGACAGCAAAGGACAAAGCACUCCAGCACAUGGCAGCAAUGUCAUCAGCUCAGAUAGUCUCAGCUACUGCUAUUCACAACAAGCUGGGCCUGCCAGGAAUUCCCCGUCCUACAUUUCCUGGGGCACCUGGGUUUUGGCCGGGCAUGAUCCAAACGGGGCAGCCUGGAUCCUCGCAAGACCUUCUCCCUUUCUUUCGGCAGGCCUAUCCUAUACAGCCAUCAGUCACAGCUCCCAUUUCAGGAUUUGAGCCUACGUCAGCUCCAGCUCCCUCGGUCCCUGCGUGGCAGGGCCGAUCGAUUGGUACAACCAAGCUCAGACUGGUAGAGUUUUCGGCUUUCCUUGAACAACAGAGGGAUCCUGAAUCUUACAAUAAACACCUCUUCGUACACAUUGGACACGCUAACCAUUCUUACAGUGACCCGUUGCUUGAAUCGGUGGACAUUCGUCAGAUUUAUGACAAAUUUCCUGAAAAGAAGGGUGGUCUAAAGGAACUGUUUGGGAAGGGGCCCCAAAACGCUUUCUUCCUCGUAAAAUUCUGGGCUGACUUAAACUGCAACAUUCAAGAUGAUACAGGAGCGUUUUACGGAGUCACUAGUCAGUACGAGAGCUCAGAAAACAUGACAAUCACCUGUUCCACCAAAGUCUGCUCAUUUGGAAAGCAAGUAGUAGAAAAAGUAGAGACUGAAUAUGCAAGGUUUGAGAAUGGCCGAUUCGUGUACAGGAUAAAUCGCUCUCCAAUGUGUGAAUACAUGAUCAACUUCAUACACAAGCUGAAGCAUUUACCAGAGAAAUACAUGAUGAACAGCGUGUUGGAAAAUUUUACAAUUUUAUUGGUUGUAACAAACAGGGAUACACAAGAAACCCUGCUCUGCAUGGCUUGUGUAUUUGAAGUGUCGAACAGCGAACAUGGAGCACAGCAUCAUAUCUACAGGCUUGUAAAGGACUGAUCAGUUAUUUAUAUAUACACUUCAUUUCACAUCUUUAUCAAAACACAGACUGUAAACCUCAACACUAAGUGGCAGUGCCUCUGGCCCAACUUUCACCCACAUUUUUCUAAAUCCUGUUUUAGUGAAGUCAUUUUUAAUGUGUUCAUAUAUAAUUGUAGCUGUGAAAUUCUGGUACAGUUGUAAAAAUUAUUUCUAAAACUAAGUGUUCUUCAAAUUUGUAAACCACGGUUCUUUGGGAAGACUGUAUUUAAGAACCUAACGCCUCUGUCUGUGGAGGCCUAUUUUUAAUUCAGAUAGAAAAAUGUAUGACAGAGCAUUUGCCAUGGGGAAAAACUGACAGCAUUUAUAAGAAUUUAUUUUGGGUUUUUUUCCAACAUGAAACACUUGUUUUAUGAUGCAAGUGAAAUUAAUCUUUAGCUAUAACUGUAAAUGAGUACACAAAGUUAAUAAUCUUUAUAAAAUUAUCUUUGUAACUAAUUACGGUGGAAGAUAUGGAGGAAUGUAAUUCACUAAAUUAUUUUUUAAAAUGAAACAUUUUUUCUGUUUGAAGCCAAAUGAAAAAUAUAGCCUUAAGAAAUGCCUGAUAGAAACAGACACGUCCUAAAAUUAGGCAAAUUUUGUAUUUUUUUCUCAAUGCUAAAACUAAUUUCUAAUCCAUUAA